Molecule: messenger RNA, 636 nt
Organism: Purpureocillium lilacinum
Lineage: Eukaryota; Fungi; Ascomycota; Sordariomycetes; Hypocreales; Ophiocordycipitaceae
Source: RefSeq, a predicted model, not a curated record
AUGCCACUCCUCGACAUGAUUGGUGUGGACGCUUACCAACGCUCCUUUUGUAUCGCCUUUGCCUUCCUUAGCGGCGAGGCCGAAGAAGACUUCAUUUGGGCAUUGGAUCGGCUACGCUCCAUACCCGCGUUCGUGCGCCGCGAGGGUGACGAGCAAAGCAUUGAGAGACGGACGGAAUUUUUCGGGUACUGGUUUGCAAUCGUCAAUUCCAUAGACGAAGAAGCGUACAACCGACAGCUUGACGAGCUUGAAAGACGCUAUGUGCCAGAGUACGUUGACGAGGUUAGCUACAUCAAGCAGACCUGGCUUGACUUGUACAAGGAGAAGCUCGUGAAGGCAUGGGUUGACCAGCACGCUCAUUUUGGCAACAACGUCACUUCUCGGGUUCAAGGCAUCCACGCACUCUUGAAGGGCCAUCUCAAGAGCUCACAACAAGACCUUUUUACGGCAUGGAAUAGGAUCAAGCAGGCACUGCUGAACCAGCUCGCCGAACUUCGAGCUAACCAGUUCUGUCAGCAAAUACGGACGCCACUUGACUUAUCUGGACCACUCUUUGGCGCCAUACGUGGAUGGGUCUCUCACGAGGCGCUGCGCAAGAUCAGCGUCAGCACACGCGUCUACUCGGCGCGAGCCUAG